AACGACGGAGUUCCCAGCGUGCCUCGCGGCGGCGGGCUCAUGGCGCGGUGGCGGGGGCACAGUCUCUUGCUGCUAGUGCUCUGGACGCUGACGGCUCCCGCCCGGCCCGGCCCCGGAGAAGAGGGCGAUGGAGGGUGGCAGCGGCGCGGAGCCGCCCCGGCGGCGGCGGCGGCGGCGGAAGAGGAGCGCUGCACCGUGGAGCGCAGGGCCGACCUCAGCUACGCGGAGUUCGUUCAGCACUACGCCUUCUCCAGACCUGUCAUUCUGCAGGGACUCACAGACAACUCAAGGUUCCGGGCUCUGUGCUCCCGCAAAAGGCUGCUGGCAUCAUUUGGGGACAACGUGAUUCGGCUGAGCACUGCCAACACCUACUCCUACCAGAAAGUGGACCUGCUCUUCCAGGAGUAUGUGGAGCAGCUGCACCCCCAGGACCCCACCUCCCUAGGCAAUAACACUCUGUACUUCUUUGGGGACAACAACUUCACUGAAUGGGCAUCACUUUUUCGGCAUUACGUCCCACCCCCAUUUGGUCUGCUGGGUACCACUCCUGCUUACAGCUUUGGGAUCGCAGGAACUGGCUCUGGGGUGCCCUUCCACUGGCACGGGCCUGGGUUCUCAGAAGUGAUCUACGGACGAAAGCGCUGGUUCCUAUAUCCUCCUGAGAAGACACCGGAGUUCCACCCCAAUAAGACCACUCUGGCCUGGCUCCAGGACACCUACCCAGCCCUGGCACCAUCUGCACGGCCCUUGGAGUGCACCAUCCAGGCUGGUGAGGUUCUGUAUUUCCCUGACCGAUGGUGGCAUGCCACACUCAACCUUGACACCAGUGUUUUCAUCUCUACCUUCCUCAGCUAGCCAGAGCGGGCAGCUGACGAGCCCAGUCUCACACCAGCACACAUCCCUAUACUGCUCACAGGUUUUAUUACAAGGAUAGUAGUGGCAGCAGCCUCAGCCAAAACCACCAUAGCCUGCUGUUUCAGGCUAAGAAGGGAAAUGGGGGAGAGGGAGUGGGAGGGCUCAUGGCCUACCAGCAGAACUGAUAGAAGAUGGGAUGGGGACACCAGAGUAGGGGUCCAGGGACACAAACUAUAUACAGGAGCGGAGGGGGGGUACUGCCCCAAGGCCCUCCGGGGCCAGGGUGCCAGGCGAGGUGGGAGGGGUUGCCCUCCCACUUGCUGUGCCUCAGUAGUCCUCCACCCAGCCAUUCUCAGAGAUGAAUGCAUCGAUGACCUCUUUCAUGGCCAGGUUGGGGAUGAGCUGUUCCUGGGUCAGAGGGCUCCGGGUCACAGGGUCAAAGUGGCCCACACGCUGCAGUGACAACAGAGUCAGAAAGUGUUUGGUGGGCUGGGGCCCUGCCCCCAGCACCCAUAGGCCCUCACCUGCAGGUGCUCCUCAAUGUCCUUACGGUCAUAGGUGAUGCCACUGGGUGUGAUGCACGGCUCCCGCAUCAGCUCAAAGCUGAUUUUGCCACACAGAUAGUCAGGGAUGUCUCGCUUCUGCAUCACAAAGGUCAGGGAUCAGGAAGGGGACGCUACUACAGAUCCUGCUACCUACAGGCCCUAGAGAACAGCCAACUCACCUUUCUCUUCUCAUCCACCUGGGAGAAGAGGUCAUCCAUGUCUGCUAAGUACUUGUCCUGCAAAUAACCAAGCAGCCAUGCAUGGGCCAGACUUCCCGUCUCCCUUCCCCAGACACAGACACACACAGGAGCCAGGGGCACCCUCACAGAAUGUGCACACAAACACAAGACCCACACGUGGGCCGGGGCACCCUCACGUGCUUGGCCUCGAUGCAGGCCUGCUGGGCCCGGACGUGGCCAUCAUCCUCAUCACCCUCAUGGUUCCGCUGACACUCUUCCAGCUCCCUGGGGGUUGACCAGGAGCUGGUCAGAGACAGAUCUGGCCAGGAAAGGUCAGACUCCACCCCAACCUCAGGCUUGUUCAGGCCUGCUCCCCCUCUGUCUUCUGUUCACCAGGGUUAGCCUUCAAUAAACACUUGUGUUCAUGACUUA
Myotis lucifugus (little brown bat) is the source of this 2011-nucleotide messenger RNA. RefSeq names its product jumonji domain containing 8 (gene JMJD8). Bases 40 to 855 code for a protein of 271 amino acids. NCBI's taxonomy places the organism in Eukaryota, Metazoa, Chordata, Mammalia, Chiroptera, Vespertilionidae. The record is from RefSeq and is a predicted model, not a curated record. The transcript has 9 exons. Gene Ontology annotation, cellular component: cytoplasm.